Molecule: messenger RNA, 10941 nt
Organism: Dermacentor silvarum
Lineage: Eukaryota; Metazoa; Arthropoda; Arachnida; Ixodida; Ixodidae
Exons: 3
Coding region: 190-1461 (423 amino acids)
Source: RefSeq, a predicted model, not a curated record
GGUGGAGAGCGAGGUACGUUGGAUCCGUGUGGGGCUCCAGUGGAAAGGGAGUAGCCGUGGUUGGCGGUGGUGUUGGGGAGAGGGGAUGUGAACGAAAAAAAAAAAAAAAAAAAGGGAAAAAAGAAACGCGGCGCUUCGGCUCCGUGGUGUUGACGCGCGGCCGCCGGUCCAAGAGUUUACGUGAAAAAGAUGGCCGCCGACGUUACCUUCUUCGUCGGCGAAGAGUUCACCUCGUUCACCGAGCUGCACCGGCGCAUACAGACGUUCCAGCUGCGCAACUCGGUGCAGCUCUACAUUCGCAGCUCGCGCAAGAUCCAGGCGGCCCAAGUGCGCUCCACGGACGGCUACAACCCCGAGCUCAAGUUUGCCGAGAUCUACUACGCCUGCGUUCGAGGCGGCCGCAAGUUUCAGACUCGAGCGAACGCCAGCAGCAACACCAACGCCCGACACUACGGCCGGGCCGAACAGUCGAGUUCACGCCAGAUCAACUGCCCGUUUCACAUAAAGAUACGCUGCACAAGGGACGGCCAGAAGCUUUACAUUAAGGACUUCAACUCUUCUCAUAAUCAUGGGACGACUGAGCAAGACGCUGUUCUGUCACGGAGCCGCACCCGCCACUACUGGCCAAACAGCGGGAGGCAGUCCAACACGCCACCACCGGCAUCAACGUCGCAGGCAACGUAUUCCACCAUGUCCAAGCCAAAAGCCAGCGUCAUCACAACCAUCGCCUCCAAGGACGGUCAGCGGCAGGUGACGGUCCCGUUGUCCUCAGACGGUACGCUCCCCAAGGAUCCCGUCCUUUUCCAGCUACUCAGUUCCCCGCAGCCAUCAUCCUUAACCUUCCAGAACCUCCUCUUCGUGCCAAAGAACAGUGCUGCCGGUAACAGCGUCCCGAGCCCGCACCCUGCCAUUGUCUUCCAGCCCGGCGCCAACCUCAGCCGGGCAAACAAUGCCGCAUCUGUUGUAAAAGAAGAGCCGACAGACAGCGACGACUGCGACGUCUAUAUCGAGCCCGAAUGUAUCUUGCAGUACGAUGAAGACAAGUGCUUUGAACUGUGCACCACUGACACUAAAGACGGUGCCUGCGGUCCGAACCUGAGGCUCGCCGCCACCGGCCCCAACACCGGACCCAAUUCCGAUUGGAAACUGGGUCACAGGUGCAGUUCACACAGCACGUCCAACGGAGGGACGAAUUCUGGCGUGGUUCUGCAAGCGCUCAAGGCAGUGUUGAACGGCGAGCGUAAUAACACCGCCACGGAGAAACCCAGCAGCGACGGAGAGCCGGUCGCGGAACGUUACGUGGUCGGCCGCUCGGACAUCGAGGCGCUGACUCGUUUCUGCAGCCACUGCGGCGCAAAAUCCCUGGAAAUGAGGAGUGAGAACCAGAAAGACGGGUCGCUCCUGGUCGCAUCCAUCUGCAAGAGCGGGCAUCAGAUUGAAUGGAGGUUUCAACGUCUAUAGCCGUGUCCUAGGGUGUUCGUACACCGUCUGGCCUCUUUUCUAUGAUACGCAUCCAAUUCUCAUGGACCCAAGUGUGUUUUCACAAUUUUUUGUGACACUUUUGUGUGUAAAAAGGAAGCAUGAUGCGAGAAACAGUGCCCACCCGCUAGUCAGCCCUUGUGUUUGUCGUCUGCCUCGUCGCUAUUUUUUCCUUAAGGUAGCUGAGCUGUUGGGUGUAUAACUACCACAUCUGGUCGCAUUUGGUUGUGUAGGUGGACUUGCUUAACGCAUCUCUCUCAAGUUAGUAUGAAGAGCACUAUUUCUGUCAUGUCAUCAUCAUAAAUUCUGAGUUGCGUGGCACUCGUAUGGCGAGUUUAAUUUCCCAUGUUGUGUCAGUUGCUAAGGCUAAUUUAUACACGUAGUUACUGUGUGUCUCGUAGUGUUGUGUUUUUUUAAUUUACACAAUGAAUGGUGAGUGGAAGGCAGUUGUUCGUUUCAUUUCUAAAUGGUGAGACUCAGUGCAUGCACUUCAUUGGUAACAACGGAUGCGAGGGUUUCUAAUUUUGAUGAGACUGGCUUUUUGACAGACAUUUCCCAAGCCUAGCCUAAAUCUCGGGCCUAGCAUCGCGGUCGCUUUCAACUUCCUUUCCAUGAUUUUGAUAUGGUGUUUCACAGCUGCUCAAAGGCAACUCCUAAAGCUCUAGAACAAUGCUUACCGGGUUCUUAUUACAGGUUAUUAUCAGGUCACGUGAAUGGCAACAUCAUCAUUAGUAUUUGCAUAUUUAUUUUGUUGUCACUAUCAUGCCUCUCUCAUCUCUCAGCUCACCGGAGGCAAGCUUCAAGCGCAAAACGGCAGUGUCUUUGAUUAGCAAUAGCACAUUGGAACCAGCGGUCACAGAAGCGCACAUUUCUUUGAUACAGCACAUACCUUCAUCUGCCAUUCAUCUGCCUUUGCCAUUGCGUCUAAAGAAUUCUUAUCACUUGAUUAUUUAUUUCUUCAUCAUCAAUGUUAAUUUUGUAUUCCCAAAGCGAUUCAAGAAGACAUUUCAUAGCCAAGAUUUCACACAUUUUUUAUCGCUACUGGGUGUAUAGAGCAUCUGUACCAGAUGCCUGUGAUUUAUAUGAGUGUGUCAUGCUUGUGACGCCCUCUUGAAAUGCAUUUCUUUUGCGUUGUCAUGUGAUAAGCUUGCUGCCUUUUAGUUUACCUGCUUGACUCACCGUGUCAGUAGCGGUAUCGGUGCCACUCUUGAGUCACCCGGCCAAUAACUAUAGUCAUCUUGCGUCACAUUUUUUGUUGCUUGUUACCGAAUUGUUACCGUUCGUUAUGUCUCUUGUUUUACUUAUAUUGUACACAGAAAUAAGUUUGCCUUGGCAACUGUGUUCUAUAAUUCAAAAGAAGUUAUGCAGGUUCAACGCCUAUGUUCAAGCCUAUGUGAAGUGAAGCCUUUCGCGAACCGGCUCUCUCGAGUGCACAUGCUACACGACCUUGACGCAGGCGCCAGUCGUCUUGAAGCGCCACUUGGUGUCGCCACAAAAGAAGCACGCCGAGCGAGAUUGUGGCCUGAUGGUUAGAGCAUCUUGCUGUUGUGCUGGGAGAGCAAGGUUCAACGUAAUUCUUGUAUUUUCUGCAUGAGGAUUAUUUGGCAAGACAGCAGCAAAUUAAGAGCUGUUCCUAAUUACUGCAUGUCACUGUGUGUGCGACUGCAUGUUUGAGUUAAACUGGUCAGAAAAAGAGAGUGCUUCAAAACUAUUGUGCGCUUUAAGUUCAACAAAAAGAAUCAACAUUGAGUUGUCGGGCACUUUAUGGGGUUGCCAGGGCGUUCGCUGUGCCCAGACUGCAAUUUUUGCUCACAAUUGUUGAAGAUCGAUACCUUCCGUCGGCAAUUAAUAUUCAUGCUACUAACAUUUUAUUGCAUGCUGCCGUGGCCAGAAAAAAAAAAACAACGGGUCCAACUAAUCUGCGUCCGAAAAUUGGCUUGGGCUGAUUCACGUUGGUUUAAGCGAUGCUACUAGGCAUACCCAAGUGACAAUAUUUUUUUUUACUGGUGAGGCCGCAUCAUGCAUCAGUGUUCAUUAAAAUUAAUACUGUUUUUUAAUUGCCUACACUGUAAUAUUGCUUGAACAAAUUUGUUACAUUGAAAGGAUUCCGGAAGUUCGCAAGCUGUACGCAGCUUCUGUCACUUUCCAGUUGUUUGACUUGCCUCUAUGAUUUCUUUUUAAAAACCAAAACGUUUAAGCCUGUCUCCUGCAAGUUAUUUUCCAGCAUUGACAGCUGUUUCCUUAGAUCUCCGUGUAUCAUUCCUUGCAAAGGCUUGCUUGCAAUGCAGAGGCUUCCUUGUCUUUAACGAUAAACUGUGUUAGUUGAUAUUCGUUUUUUAUCAGCACUGCAUGAACAAAGAUGAAAGGUAGCUGACCGGUUAGGUGUGUCUUUUAUUAACCUUUGUUCCCAAAGUAUUCAUAAGGAUAUGGAUGUGUCUUCCUCUUGGCACGAUUCUUCAAUAAUUGUAACUACUUUAUGACAUUUCUGCAUUCACUGUAACUUACUAAAGUGGACAUUGGGAGCAGUUGUGAGCACCUGACACGCCUACAACCUCUUGCAUAGCUACUACGCAGACAUGGUGCACGGUGAAUUUUCAUGAAUGUGAGAACAAAAUUGAGGAAAAUGAUCAUCAAAUGUGCUUGCAUUUGGUUUCCCAGCAUUUUGGAGCUGUCAGAGGGUUCUAUCUUUUUCUCCAAGCCAAGCCAUAGGUGUGUUCAUUUCCAUGCUUGAAAUACUUUACCUUAAUAAUGUGCGCAUUGACUUUUCAAGAGCAUUUGCAGUACAGUAAUGUGUUGGAAGGUUUCCCCACUUUCUGGGGGGGGGGUCUGCCACUGGUGCGAAGCUUUUUUCGGGGUCCUUUCACUGCAAGGCUAUUCCUAAGCAAAAUGUAUGUUAGGAAUUGACCAGACCUCGCGUACAGUUGACCUCCAAAUGCCUUUGCAUGAAGUUUAAUCAUUACGCAAAUAUUCUUGAAUUCCUUAGGUUGAUUUCAGGUGUCUCACUUCUGCUUCGCAAUGCGCACUUCUCUAUCCACAGUUGUUACGUUAAUAUUAAAGUAAAGCUUUUUGCCUUUUCUUUUUCUUUGUUGGUGCGAGUAGCCCCGCACUAGUGAGAGCAGGGUUGACAACUGCGCCACAUGUUUGCCAUCUUGUCUUCUCUGAUUGGCUCACGUGGUUGCUACAGCUUCUCUGAUUGGUUCAAAAUCGCAAGAUGUACGUCUGGCUUUGCUCGACACAAAUGCCUAUGUUGCCACUGCAGUCAUUGGUUAAAGUGCAACCAGCAUUGGUGGAAGGCCGUGCAGUACCCCGGAAGAUGUUGCGAUGUCGGCGAGAGCAAAUGAAUUUUAGUGCACACACGGCACGGGACGAAAAAAUUUGCAUCACGGAGGAGACAGUUUCUCAUUAACGUUGGGCUUAAGCAUGUGUUAACAGAUAAAGAGAAUGAAGUCCAGAAGAAGCUGGCGAGCGGAGAAGAGAAGGAUUAGUUAAGCCGCAUCCCCGAUUGGUUUUGGUCACUAUCGCAUUGCAUGUUUCAGUGUCAACACACUUCGAAAUGUUAUCGCAACACAAAAGCGAGCAUAUGCAUAAGCACAGUGGAACAAAGCUUCACAUCACAUAGGUGCCACCAGUGCGUUGGGUCUGCAGAACUUUUUAUUGUUACUUUUUGUUAAUGAAGUGUUUCGUACUUGAUGAAUGGACUCGGCGAAGCUUGAAUGAAAUACACCAGUAGAGUGUGUGCAAUGUUGCAUCUGGUUGACCACGUUUCACGUGUUUUUCGUUUCGUGUGGAGCAGAAAUGAGCUGUUCAGAGUGUGCCCCUUGAAUUUUUGGUUGAUCGCUGCAUAGGCCACAGUUAUUUCGUAGAUUGAUUAAAAAUGCCAGUGGUCUGUAAAGUUAAUUGGCCAGAGAUAGCCUACUUAAGAACAUCUGAGUGAAGAAAUGUUGCGUGGGAAUACUUUAGAGGCUUGUUCUUGGGGCUGGAAUUGAAACUUCUGUGUGGUGUCAUGGUGGACAGUAGUGUAGCAUCGUAUGCAGUUUCGACUGCAUCUAAGCAGCUUCUGGCUAAUCAUUUGAUCUCUCUUCUAUUUUCUUUUAAUUCGAGGUGGUCUGCCUGAAGGCGUAUGAAUAAAAAAACACACACAAGAUGCUAUGAGGCAGCCUCACGUUAUCAAACAUCACUCGAGUACACAUUACACUGAUUCCCUGAGUGUCAUUAAACAGCUAAAAUGAGUCAGUAAAGAAGUUCUGUUAAUCUGUCAGGAGAUACACAAGCCUAAUAAUGUUGACCUACACGGGGUACUAGGACGCAGCUCUGACCCUUUCAAUGCCAUGACAGGUAAUAAUGCACACAUCAACACAAAGAACACAAAUCUGCCGACACUUCUUGUACCAGAAUCAUUUUCCCUUCUUUUAGCCCAGAAAGAAAUUACUUCUGACAUGACAUAUACGCUCUUAUUCCCCCGUGUGCCUGUUCCAUACCCUACAAACUUCAUUAGAUCUGGUUCAGAGGAACUUAAAUGUGUGAACUAACUGUCUUCACAGAUGCCCUGCAAGUUCUCUACCUCGGUUCCUCCCCCUUUUUUUUUUUUUUUUAAUGUUGAAACCUUGUGUUUGAAGUGGCUUGAGCAUUGAUGUUUACCCUAUCAUCGUCUUUCUCUCUUUCUCUUCAUUCUAUUCUUUCUUCCAGAACUUGUUGAAACAAUUCUAGCCCGAAAAUUCAUGCCAUGUGUCAUAAGAUGCUCCGAGCUAUGCAACACCCAUUGUUUGACACACCCAACGUCCAUUACGUACAAGUGCCGAAGAGAUUGAAAUCUAAAGAAUUAUGAACCGAAAUGCUCAACACUAUACAAACACACACCGGGCACAUAAUUUAUUCUCCACGCGUUCCUUUCUUGCCUGUCUUGCAGUGUGUGGCACAAGAGACCUUUUCGUCAUUGUUAGGCUAGAUUUCCCGCGAGGCAGUUUGCCGAGCUGACGGCAGCCAUAGCCAGGGUUUAGAUUAUUCUUCGCAUUCGCAGACGGAGUGUGUUUGUGAGGUGGAAAAUAUCCACGCCGCUCCGAUAAUGAAAUCGUGCGCAGCAUCAGAGUGCCAGCUUGCACAAUUUUCCGUUCGUCCGCACUUGGACGAUGACCCCAGCGGCCAUAGCUUGGGCAGUGUGGUGAAGCACAUUUGCAAGUCGCAGUAGAGGCUCUGUUAUGAGUAUGAUAGACCAAGAUUUGGGACAAUACUGGUGAUCAGCUUCAUUGUCGAUUCUCACUGAUGCGACCUGUGCCCAACUGACUACCCAUCAUUUUGUCUUUUACUUUAAUAACAGCAUGUCCUUUAACACUCCAGUUGCAAUCAUGAGGCAUUGUAUUACACCACUGGCACAAAUUAAUGCAAAGACAAGAGGCAAACAGGGCCAAUGCUUCUUUCUUGUCUUCGUGCUUAUGUGUUCGCUUAUCUAAUACAGUUGAAACUUGAUAUAAAGAAUUAUUGCAUGUAACAAAAUAAGUUUGAUAUUUGGCUGGUCAUGCUCUAUUUUGAUGAGCAUUCUACUGCCAUAAUGAAACCAAAAAUACGAGAUCUGAGACAUACUGGCUACAACGAAGUGAAUAUUUCUUCACUCGGCGGCUGAAGAUAUGUAUUCUGGUAGCAAAAAUGUCAAAUACUCGGCAAGCGCAACUUGGAAAGCUGGCAAGCCAAUGUGCCGAUUCUAAGUGAUCGAACAAAUCACGUAUGCUGCGAAAAUCAACAGGAGACCCUUUGCUGACCUGUCGGAGGCAUCACGCUUGCAUUUCUUUCGCCCGAUCAUGAGUUGUUUUUCGCUGCUAUUGUUUCAUGAAUUGUUUUAGUGAAUUGUUUUUGUGGAUGCAUAUAACAAAUAUAGUAUAUGACAAAAGUAUUUCUGUGUUUGGGGUGAGACUUUGUUACAAUGAAGUUUGGCUGUAAUUUCAUUCUUUUCUAGCUUACCUGGUGAGCGCUUUACUCCAAUGUGGUGUCAUGCUAUCAUCUCUUGGAGAUGACUUGCCUGUGCUUUUGUAUGAUUUGGCUUAGUUGUAUGGCUUAGUUGGUUAACUAAGUUGGCCGACACGUUGACUGGAAAACUAAGCGCAAAUAAAUUAGUCAGACUCGUGGAACAGACGAGGACAAGCGCUGUAUGAUUUGCUUGGACUGUGUGUAGCAUGCAUGUUUUUUUUUUUUUUGUUUACUGUUUAUUUACAAAUAUUUCGUCAGUGGUUAUGCUUGUGUUUCUUGCUUAUUAUUAUAGCAUGGCUGCAGCUUUUAACAUACCGCUCUGCUUUCACAAGCAUGCAAUGCUGACCUUGUAAAAAAAAAACAUGCGCACUUUGCAGCCGUACGAAAGAGGGUACACCUUUAAUCUGUGUUCAAGCAGCGAUUCUUGCAAACUUGUUUGAACCUUACUCACUGCUGUUUACUGCAGUAUAACUCUUGUGUUGAUGAAUCGUGGUCAUGGAACUUUGUUUAUUUCAGUGUAUACCCAAGGAAAGAAAAACAGCUUCAAAUGCAAAUCUGGCAUUUUCUUACUCUCCUGACACACUGUGUGCCUACCAUACCUACAUAGGUGUAGGUCAGCCCACUUUGUCAAAUAGUGGAGGCUGAAGUAAGGGUGUCGACUCACUUACUUGUGUUGCGUCAACUUUAUAUUUAUUUCUUAGGUUUUUACAUCUGUUAAACAGCAUGAGUUGAGUGACCUAUCUAUAAUCAGCUCAACUUCCGCUCCUAAACUGCAGUGUACUUGCCUGAGGCACUGCCUGUCAUGUUUAAGUUGUUCGAGCACAAAUGUGUAAUUUGCAAUGAUCAUUGGUUGUUAGUUCGCUUAUGUUCUCUGCUGAAUGUUGUACAAGUAAAGGAGUCGGGCUAAACGACUAGAUUAUGCACAUCAAAUUUUUGCAUGGAGGUAGCAUUUCACCACCGUGUUUUGACACCCUGUUUAGCAUCAAAUGUUGGUGCAUUAGUUUGCUACCUGCUAUGUCCAGCGGUUGCUGCCGGACCAGAAAAAAAAAAAUGCUACCAUGUCAGUGAAAGGAACAGUGGCGCCACCUUUCAUCUCUAGUGCAAAACACGGUGUACUCCUUGUCUUGCUGGAACAGUGGCAGAGGGCAUCACCGUUUCAUAGCUGAUAAAAUCGAGCAACUUUGGUUUGGAAUUGCCUUAGAUGACAGAUAUACAUCCAAUUUAUUUUAAAAUUAAGCGAUUAUUGCACCCAAACACAAUUUCUUAAACAAAAUGCACCAGAAAAUGCUGCCUCUGUGCAAACUUUAGCCACAUAUGAGCCAGAAUUUUGAGCUGGAAGAGCUGUUUAUGUCCAUCUUCCAAUAUUUGUGCAAGAUUCGAUAUGUUAUGUUGUAAUUUGGUAGUCUGCAGUUAUCUGUGCUGCUGUGUUAUGCCUUGAGUAGGUUAUCGUCAUCUAGCAAACCAAAAACAAUUGUAAUGUUUAUUUUAGAGUAUUCUGGACACUUUGCGACUCAAAGUAAAAAUGGGCACAAUAAAAAAAAGACAUUUGUAUAAUCGGUAGCUAUCAUUCACAGCACUGCACUUGUAUAAGUGCCGUAUGCAACUGGCUGUGGCAGUUGCCUUGUUAUCACGGUGAUCGCUAUCAUGAUUGGCAGGCACCCGAACACCAGCCGACAAGAAAUGCUGUUAGAUAAUUGUUUUUUUUUUUUAAUAUAGGCCCAGAUCUCCAAUGUGAUUGCCCCAAUUGAGUACAGACUUCUAAUAUAUAUGCAGUCUACUGAAGUGCUCAAAUUUUAUACGUGAAGCAAUGCUUUGUGUUGUCUACACUGUAAUUCUUUGUGAUAAGUUUUUCUUUUAUUUUAACUAAUACUCAUAAUGAUGCGGAUGAAAGCAUGUUUGGCUAAUUCGCAUAAUUUAAGUAUUUCACGCUACCAUCCCGAGGAAAGCUUGGCAGACCUUUUGUUUAAUUUUUAACUUUGUGUCUCGCCGUUUUUGUGAGAGCUAGGCUUUCAAUUGGGUGUGUUUGCGUGAUUAUGUCUCGGUGUGCUGUUCACACCCAACACUCAUUCUAGGAUUCUGUGUGAUUUAUUUAAGGCCUCUUUAAAGGUUGUGGUCCUCUAGUCACCCAAAGGAUGCUCUUGCAUCAAAAAUAUGGCUGUCUCUGGUCACACAUGUUGUGCAAUGCUUUUACUUUACAUUGGCACAUACGUUCGAGUCAUGCGACGAGUUGCCUGGUCUUUAAAUGUCUGAUGGAAUGUAUUGAUCUUUCAGACCUGUAUAGUUCGACCUGCCCUUGCUAGAAACCCUGAACUACCUGGUUUUGCGUGAUUUUCUGGUAGCUAGAUAGUUCCUCAUUGAGUUAUACAUGUAUUUUGUGCUUGCCGUUUCAUUCUGCCACGUCAAAUAGUUUACGAAUGCUUGGUUCACAUUCUUAAUUUGACUCAGUCAAGCAAACUUUUGCAGUAUCAUGUCUAUUUAAAGAUCGGCUGCCAGUUAUGUGGUCCUUAUUAAGUGACACCAGAUUUUGCUAUUUAACACGUCUAGCCGGGCCAAAUAGAACAUGCAAAUACUGUAGUCCACUAAUAUUACAUCACUCAUCAGUAAACCUUUGGACCUGGCAGCCAGACCCAAAGGCAGUCGCCUUAUGAGGGCUAACUAAUCCGUAGACAGACUCUGGCUAAGGAUUAGUUAGCCCUCGUAACGUGGCAACACGUUAUAAGCACUUGCAUUUUUGCUUCAUACAUGCAUGUAAAGAAGAAUGUGCAGGCUUCAAUUUGACAUGAUCCAACAUUGACUCUUUUUUGUCUGUCAGGCCUGUCCCAAGCAUCAUCUAGUCCUUAUAUGCUUAAGUACAGUUGCAAUUUUAUUGUGUGCCAUAUGUCGUGCAAUUUCUUUAGGAGCAGACGUACGCUUUUGUCUCGGCAGCUGUGCAGAACAUUGAGUGGGGAACUGUAUCGUGCCAUAAAUGUUCAGACACUGCAUGGAAUAAUUGACAGUUUGUGAAAUUUUUUUUUUAUGUUGGCUUCCCUCGCAAAGCUUUACUCUAACCUCUGCCCUACCCAAAAUACUUUCACUGACAGAUCUGGUUGUCACAUUUAUAGGUAAGAGUUGAAGGCUUGACAUUUUUCUCCAUAAGCUGUUUGUUAGUUACAAAUUCUUGGGAUCUUUAUAGAGGUUGGCUUCUUGAAUGAAAAACUGAUCUACUGGACGGGAGUUGUUAGGAGAAAGCAGUGAGGGGAAGCUGACUUCCAGAGUUUUGCAAAUCUUCAUGCUGGCGAGUAAAAAAAAAAAAUGCGCAGUGGGUGUGUUGCCCUGGAAAACCCAAUGUAUGCCAUGCCAAAACCUUCUCGUACCAAAGUUUGCGUAGUUUCAUGUGUCGCUAUCCUUGUUUCAAUGUAUUUUUUAUGUAUGGAUGUGUGUGUUGUGAGAGUCUGCAAAUUUAUGCAGAUAUUGCCUGACCGAGUCGUAAAAAAAAGAGAAAAAUAAAGCACUUUUAAACCCGCA